This is a messenger RNA of Hippocampus zosterae (dwarf seahorse), 2415 nucleotides long. RefSeq names its product O-sialoglycoprotein endopeptidase (gene osgep). The record is from RefSeq and is a predicted model, not a curated record. Gene Ontology annotation, cellular component: EKC/KEOPS complex; cytoplasm. Gene Ontology annotation, biological process: tRNA threonylcarbamoyladenosine modification. Bases 549 to 1556 code for a protein of 335 amino acids. The transcript has 11 exons. NCBI's taxonomy places the organism in Eukaryota, Metazoa, Chordata, Actinopteri, Syngnathiformes, Syngnathidae.
CAAGCACUAAAGCAUAUUUAUUUUCCCACAUGCUCCUCAAUGCCUGUUAUAAAUUUCAGAAACGAUUCCACUUUACAUUUUAAAACAAACGUAAGUCCUGCAACAUGUUUUAAUCCCCCAUAAAAUGUUAUUUGGGCGAGGGGAAUAUUUAAGACAUAUAAACGCGGUUGUUGAAACUUAACGCUCAGGCGAAUCGAACACUCAUUGGGUCCUCUGGACUGAACAUGGACGUGUCGGUGAAAUGAGAUAUACAUUUUUUUGAAUAAAAGCACGGAAAUUGGACUCAUGCGAAUUUAAAGUAGCGCUUAAUGUAAGCACGUUGGUGGUUAGGUAUUCAUACUCGGUUCCCUGGUUGACAAAACAAGCUCUCUGGCGUUAUUAUCUACAUGGUUAGCUAAAAAGUUGCUAAUGUUUUGACUCAAUCAGGUGUGUGAAUCAAAAUAGACUGUUGUAUAUCUAAGUGCAAAGUUACAAUUGUACCACUCGUUAACUUAUAUUCUCAAUCUAGACGAUUAAUUUAGUUUCUUUUAAAUGUGUGUGAAGCUGCAAUGACUGUAGUAAUUGGAUUUGAGGGCAGUGCCAAUAAGAUUGGCAUUGGGAUCAUCAGGGAUGGAGAAGUACUUUCCAACCCUAGACGGACCUACAUUACACCUCCUGGAGAAGGAUUCCAGCCCAGCGACACAGCCAGGCAUCAUCGCUCGGUUAUACUGACUGUCUUAAAGGAGGCUUUGGAGCAAGCAGGGUUGAAACCUUCUGACAUAGACUGUGUAGCAUAUACUAAAGGUCCUGGUAUGGGUGCCCCCUUGGUCACAGUGGCUCUGGUGGCUCGCACAGUGGCCCAAUUGUGGGGGAAGCCCCUUGUCGGUGUCAACCACUGCAUUGGCCACAUCGAGAUGGGCCGACUCAUCACCAAAGCCAACAAUCCCACUGUACUUUAUGUCAGCGGGGGCAACACGCAGGUCAUUGCAUACUCUGAGCGACGGUACAGAAUAUUUGGAGAGACCAUCGACAUUGCAGUUGGGAACUGUUUGGACAGAUUUGCCAGAGUUAUCAAGAUUUCAAACGACCCGAGCCCAGGCUACAACAUUGAACAGAUGGCCAAGAAAGGCUCUCAGUAUGUGGAGCUGCCAUAUACUGUCAAAGGAAUGGACGUGUCUUUUUCUGGGAUACUGUCCUACAUUGAGGAUGCUGCAAAUAAAAUGCUUGGAUCCCGUCAGUGUACAGCCGAGGACCUGUGCUUCUCCCUGCAGGAGACGGUGUUUGCAAUGCUGGUGGAAAUCACAGAGCGGGCCAUGGCUCACUGCGGCUCCCAAGAGGUUCUCAUUGUCGGCGGCGUUGGCUGUAACCUGCGUCUACAGGAGAUGAUGGGCGUCAUGUGCAAGGAAAGAGGAGCCAAACUUUUUGCCACAGAUGAAAGAUUCUGUAUCGACAACGGCGCCAUGAUCGCUCAAGCCGGCUGGGAAAUGUUUCGAUCCGGCCAAGUGACCGAGUUGGAGGACUCAUGGAUCACGCAGAGGUACAGAACGGAUGAAGUGGAGGUCACAUGGAGAGACUGAUGGGCGGAGAAUGUCACGGCCGGCACGCCGAGGGAAAAUUUGACUCGGUUCCAUGAGACUUAAGUACAAAAUGGACUCCUUCCCACAGACACGGUCCAUCUUGUUUUCUCAGGUAGUUUUUGAUAUAUUGUGCAUGUGACAAAUUAAAGUGAAGCGCAGACGGUACGUCUCAAGAGUGUUUGGGAGGAAGUGCUCGGCUUUUCUUGAACGCUCAACACUUUACCUUCUGUACACUUGAGGCCCCCCUGUCAAGAAAAUGUGUCGCAACAGCCAAUGGAACACUAUUCUACUUCAUUUAAUGUUUCUUUUUUUUCACAAUAAUGGCUAAAAUAUAAAAAUACAUUGAAGACAAUCGCAAAUCACUUAUUUCCAAUAAACAGCUGCAAGGCAAGUUUAUUCACUUUUAUUAAGCAAUACUGUUCACGUACAUUCCUCCUCCAGUGUAAUUUUUUUCCAAAUUCUCCCCCCCCCCAAAAAACAAUAAUAAAAUCAACGUAUUGAACACUUAACUCCCUUAUGAAUUCAUGAACAUUCACCUCAUUAGAAAGCGAACAACAGAACAAAUGGAAAAAAAACAAACGGGGACAGCAUUAAGAUCUGACAGGGCUAAAGGGGGAAUUCUACUGUGCCUUUGAAGAGACCCCUUUGUAAACCGAAAAAGACAAUAACAGUAAAAUUCGAGCAGGUAUAAGACGCCACACCUCACACGGAAAUGGGGAGUGGGUGGGAAGAAAAAUAAUAAAUCGCCGCGAGUUUCUCGCACGGCCAUCGCUAAUAACAAAUUCAUCUUUAACAAAGUGCUUGAUUGACCACACGCUUUACACGGGACACCGUUUAUUAAAACUGCAACUUCCAAAAA